CGUUUGUCGUUUUGAUUGACGUUGUUUGAUUCUUUCACAGGAUUUCCUCGCUUUUUAGAGUAUUUUUAACAUUAAUUUGAAAUAUAAUAUGAUUAUUAAUGGUUUUCGUGCUAUGCCAGUAAGACUUUGAGGUUUACUCGUCAAUAAAGUGCCGUGAUAAGCAUGGAAUCGCCAUCAAUGGACACUAUUUACCAGGCCAUCAGUGCCUUGUAUGAUAACCCCAAUGGAAACGAGAAGGAAAAGGCUUCUACCUGGCUAGGAGACGUACAGAAAUCUAUACACUCCUGGAAAGUAGCAGAUCAGCUCCUACAACAGAAGAAGGAUGUGCCUUCGUGUUUUUUCGCUGCACAAACAAUGCGAUCUAAAGUGCAACAUAACCUAUCAGAACUACCACAGGAUGCUGUUGUAUCCCUCAGAGACACUCUAGUGGCGCAUUUAGAAGGCAUCUCGGCUGAUACUAGUCCGCCUAUCCUAACUCAAUUGUCCUUAGCGCUAGCCGAUCUUGCAUUACAGAUGUUGACAUGGCAAAACUGUGUCAGUGACCUUAUUAAGUUAUUUUCCAACAAAAAUUAUUUUGUUCUACUAGAAAUAUUAACAGUGCUACCUCAGGAAAUUGACUCAUCAAGCUUGAAACUUGGUGAGAAUCGAAGGGAGGAAAUAAAAACAGAGUUACGUGCUAAUGCGCAAGAUGUCACAUUUUUUCUGAAGGAAUGUAUUAAUAGUAAUCCAAAUUCUCAAAUUGCAUUGAAAAUUAUAAAGUGUAUGACAUCAUGGAUACAAGUUAAAGCUAUUAGUAUACAGGAAGUGCCUCAAAAUGCUGUAAUAGGGUUCAGUUUGCAAGUUUUACAAGACCAUACAUCUAUAAACAUACUACAUGAUGCAGCUUCUGACUGUAUUUGUGCAAUAUUACAUUGUUUAGAAGAUAAUAGCAAUAAUACUGAGGUAGAAAAGUUAUUAUUUGAUAAUGUAUCAGCUCUAGAAGCAAGCUACCAUAUGGUAGUAGCUCAUGAAGAGGAAGAAAAAGCUGCAAACUACGCUAGAGUGUUCACAGAGUUGGCGGAGACAUUUUUAGGGAAAAUUAUAUUGAGUACUGCCAAUGGAAGUGCACAUUUUGCCAUGAGAGCCUUAGAAUUGGUUUUAAUGUGUGUAGGACAUCAUGAUUAUGAGGUAGCAAAAAUAACAUUUAACUUGUGGUAUCGUUUAUCAGAAGAGGUAUAUGAGAGGGACUACCAACCACUGACAGAUGCAUUCAAGCCUCACAUUGAGAGGCUAAUUGAAGCCUUGGCAAGGCACUGUCAGUGUGAACCUGACCUUAUACAGCUGCCAGAUGAAGAUGAGUUUUUUGACUUCAGAAUGAAAGUAAUGGAGCUGAUCAAGGAUGUGGUGUUCAUAGUUGGAUCCAGCUCAGUCUUCUGUCAAAUGUUCGCCACACUGCAGGCUGAUCUUUCCUGGGAACAAACGGAAGCUGCUCUUUUUAUUAUGCAAGCUGUAGCAAAGAACAUAUUGCCUGAGGAAUAUGAAUAUGUGCCAAAAGUAGUGGAAGCAAUACUAUCUAUGCCUGAGGACAGUCAUCCAGCCGUUCGUAAGACAUGCAUCCUCCUUCUGGGGGAACUCUGCGAAUGGAUCGAAAGGCAUCCUGAGUGCCUGGAGGCCAGUCUGCAAAACCUAAUUAGAGCAUUGCAUGAUAAGAGAUUAGCCAAUGCAGCUGCUGUCGCUUUGCAGAACAUCUGCAAGGCGUGCCGCAGCCACGCCGCGCCGCACGCGGCCACGCUGCUCCGUGCGGCGCGCCUGGCCGACGAGCUGGCGCUGCCGCUGCACACCUCCUCCACGCUCAUGCGCGCGCUGGCCGCCGCCAUCGGCCGCCUGCCGCACGACCAGCUGACGGUGGCGAUGCGCGAGGCCACGGCGGUGCAGCUGGCCGGCCUGAACGAGCUGCUGAAGAGCAGCAAGGAGAUGAAGAAGGGCACCAGCUCCGACCCCGUGCUGUGGCUGGACCGGCUGGCGGCGCUGUUCCGCGACGUGGACGUGCUGCCGGCCAGCGGCGCGCACCCCUGCAUGCCGGCCUUCCGCGACGCCUGGCCCGCCAUCAACGACGUCAUGAUCAAAUACGUGUCGGACGGGCGCAUCAUGGAGCGCUCGUGCCGCUGCGUGCGGUUCAUGGUGCGCAGCGCGGGCCGCCACGCCGCGCCGCUGCUGCCCGCGCUGUGCGGCGCGCUGCCCGCGCUGUACGCGGCGCGCGCGCACUCGUGCCUGCUGUACCUGUGCGCCGUGCUGUGCGACGCGCUGGCCGAGCCCGCCGCCGGCGCCGCGCUGGCCGGCCUGCUGCGCGCCGUGCUGCCGCGCGCGCUGGCGCUGCUCACCGCGCCCGCCGGCCUCAAGGACAACCCCGACACCGUGGACGACCUGUUCCGGCUUUGCGUACGAUAUCUCCAGAGGAGCCCAGCAGCUCUGGUGGAGGGAGACACCCUGGGGUCGGUCCUCCAAUGCGCCGUCGCGGCUUGCGCCUUAGAUCACAGCGACGCCAACUGCUCGCUGAUGAAGUUCCUCCACGACCUCACUCGUAUGGCCUCCGCCACGCGAACUGACGACCAUCACUUAAAAGGUCUGGUGAACACGGCGUUGACGCAGUACGGAGAGACGCUGACGUACGCGCUACUUGAGGCUUCCGUCCUGCAUCUACACUCGUACAUGCUCGCUGAAGUGGGCGAGGUGUUGCUGGAGCUGUUGCAGUGGCAGCGCGGCGCGGGCGUGGACUGGUUGCAGAGCGCACUGCGCCGACUUCCGCGCGCGCCGCCCGCCGCCACCGAGCACCAGUGCUGGCAGUUCCACCAGUACGCCAUGAGGGCUGAGAAAUGCAAGGAGAUGACCCGAUUGCUGCGCGACUUCGCGCGCCUCUACCGAUAGUGACACAGACAACCACACAGCUACGAGGCCGCCACAAGACUGACUCCAGCAGAAGCCUUCACUGCGUCUUGUUUCUGACACUCAUUAGCACGUUAAGACUCUUACUGACACUGUUAGGCACGUUGACGCUGGUAGACUUGCAGUACGUUCUGACACCGUUAGAAACGUCUUUGACGCUGUUAGACAUGCUGUCACAUGGACACCGUCAGACACGUUCUUAACGUUGGUAGAUAUGCUAUGUCACUUUGACACCGUUAGACAGUUUUUUGACGCUAUUAACAUGUGACGUUAGUAACAAUGUUGCAUACAAUUUUGGACCUGAAUCGUUACUUUUCUGAUACUGUUGGAUUUGCACACUAACAGUGUCAAAAUUACCUGUCACGUCAUGUUUCUAAUGAUGUUAGUCACGCUAUUAACAAUACAGUCAAAUUGAGCUAAACAAAACUAAACUUUAUUUAGAAGAGCAUAGACCCAUAGACCUUAUCUUAACAACUACUGGAAAAUCUUUUUGGUUUGGUUUAGUGUUGGUGCGCCUAAUUUGGACUCGACAUUUUAUAUUUCUCUGUGAGGAUAAAUGAUUCCAUUCAUUCAUUUCGGAUCCGAAUGUGAUUACUUUGUUAAAUUUGUGCGAUAAAUGUAGGUUCAUUAGAAUCUUCAAGUAGAUAGGUAGUCAAAUAAUUUGCAAAAACAAAUAGAAUGAACAUAUUGUUUUUUUUUACAUGAAUGCAAUUACACGUAAUGGUAAGUGACCAUGAAGCCUAAAAUGAAAUGCGAUUGCGUCGGAUAUGUAUUCACUCUUGAUCUGAAGGGUUCCAUAUUACGGGUGACGGUAUUUUAUAUACAUUUACAGGUUUAAUUCAUGUUUUAUAAAUGCUUAACUUUUAAUUUUAAAAAAUGUGACGCCAUGCCAGUUACACAGAAUUGGCCGACUGUUGCAACAACGAAAACAAACCGAAAUUUACGGAUGAUCUACAAAUAUUAGUAGUUGAUACCUGUCGAUUGUUAUUGAACCUGUAAUAUGUGUAAAUGUAAUAUGAAAAUGUCAAUGCAAUCCCAAGAUGGGGAACUUUUAUUGAGUCAUACAAAGAGCCUCUUACUUUCGUAUUUUACUCUUAUUUAAUUUAUACGUUUUGUAUAAAUGCAUUUUUUUCUUUAAGAUUAAAUAAGGUUUUAGUUGACUUUGAAGUAAGAAACAAAGUGUCAGAUAUAUUUGUUAACGAAGCCAACGUAUAAAGCCAAGAUCCAGACGUUCAAUAAAUAACAUGUGUGAUGUCUAAAUAUUUGAAAUGUUGAGGGAGUUAAAAAAUGCCUUAAAAAAAUAUGGAACUUGAUAUAAAUGUAAAUAUUGGAAAAAAUACCGAAAACUUAUUCUUAUAUUUGUAAUGCGGUCGAUAUUUUAAGUGUAAAAAUAUAUGUCAAGAUUUUAUACGUUUUGUCAACUACCUAAAUGGACAGAGUAUAUGAAAGUUUUGUACGCCAACGCGCCCCUCGCUCUAGAUGUAGGGUGUUUAAGAUUUAUACAGAAUUAUAUAAUUUGUUACCAGCUUUUGCCCGCGAUUACGUCAACGAAGAUUUGUUUCGCGGCUAAACGGAAGCCUAUUCUAUAAAAACUUCAAUGCAAAAGUGUCCUCAUGUCCGUUGUUGAGUAAAAGAACAAACCAACAAAAACUUUUGCAUGUAUAAGAAAAUAUCGAAAUGCUUGUUAUAACGAUUAAAAAAAACAAACCGUACUAGAUGUCUGAACUCGCGUGGAUUUUCGUCGGAGUAUGCCCAACUGGACACAAAGAAAUAUUGGUUUUUUAUUUAAUUUAAACACUGAUACUCUAUUAAGACAAAAAUAGCCCGGUAUUCAUAUAUGGAUAUUAUUUGACCGUCUGGCCCUUGAUAAGAACAAAUUAUUGUGGAUAUUGAAUAAAGAAUAUAUUAAAUAAUAAGAAACAAAUAGAACAUCACAAUGAGUAGUUAACAAUCCAGAUUUAUUGAAAACUCAUAUCAAAGCAAUAAUUAUGUUUUAAAAGUAUUAUAAAAAUUUGUCAACA
This is a messenger RNA of Pararge aegeria (speckled wood butterfly), 4943 nucleotides long. It is a transcript of the gene Tnpo-SR, whose product is annotated as transportin-3. Gene Ontology annotation, molecular function: small GTPase binding. The record is from RefSeq and is a predicted model, not a curated record. The transcript is spliced from 12 exons. Lineage: Eukaryota; Metazoa; Arthropoda; Insecta; Lepidoptera; Nymphalidae. Gene Ontology annotation, biological process: protein import into nucleus. Gene Ontology annotation, cellular component: cytoplasm; nuclear membrane. Bases 163 to 2904 code for a protein of 913 amino acids.